Messenger RNA from Pseudomassariella vexata, 297 nucleotides. RefSeq lists its product as uncharacterized. Lineage: Eukaryota; Fungi; Ascomycota; Sordariomycetes; Amphisphaeriales; Pseudomassariaceae. The transcript has 2 exons. Bases 1 to 297 code for a protein of 98 amino acids. The record is from RefSeq and is a predicted model, not a curated record.
AUGGCGCUCAAGGCACAGAAAGUCCCACCUGCCCCUCCCAGGCCGAAGCCAAACCCAACUCCAAGGACAGUAGGACAAUUGCCGCAGAGUCUCCGAGCGCCGCCACCGAAACGAGUCGACUUAUCGAGUCCCGCCUACAAGCAGGCCUCCAAGAAAUAUGUCAACUUCAUGAUUGCAAUGCCCAUUUUACUAGUCACCUCCUACUUUUUGUUCGACCGCCUCAUCGUGGGAAAUGAAGCCAAGACCCUCCACAAGCUCCCAACCGAUGGUCAUUGCAUAGAACACUCCGAGGCCUGA